Messenger RNA from Knipowitschia caucasica, 1065 nucleotides. Lineage: Eukaryota; Metazoa; Chordata; Actinopteri; Gobiiformes; Gobiidae. The record is from the annotation of a GenBank genome assembly.
AUGAUAAAAGACACAUUUCAGGCAACGAUGUGUGAGGGACCUUCAUCUAUAUCUGGACCGAUUCCUCCAGAUCCUUCUCUCCUCCCUGAAGUCUACAAACGUCGUCCAAGUUCAGCUCGUGGGCGGAUAGAGGGAAAUCCCUGUGGGGGUCUGCUGUCGGGACCGCUGGCUCCGGACCCGCUGCUGUAUCCAGGCUUCUACUCUGCUCGUGCUCCGGCUCAGCAGCCUCGCAUUGGACCCAACGGCGCUCAUAUUUUGGAAAGAGGGAAAAGAGGAGUCGUGGGCGAGCUCCUCAAGUUCAACGAAGCUGCUUUCAUUUCUGUUCCCAAGCAAAGACAUCAUCAAGACUUUGGCAAAGAAAAUGUGCGACGACUUCGGGAGAUUCAAAAACGGUACCGAGAGCAGCAGGCUGAGACCGCACAGACCUGUCACUCUCCCGUCAAAGCUUUUUCAUCCAAGUAUCUCCACGUUCCCUCCAAAGUGAAGGCACAGCUGCAGGUUCCUCCUUCCCCAAUCAAACCACAGUGUCAAAACUUCCUAAAGGCUCAUGGGGCGUUACAAGCCUCUACCAAAGUUCUGCAGCGUUCAAAUUCAUGUAACUUUACGAAUGACAACAAUCCACAAUUUUUGGUUCAAGGCCAAACUGUAAACUUCAUCAGACACAACGCAAAGUCUGCGGGGAAAACAGCAAUGCGCCGUUCUCAGUCUAUGUCGAGUCUGAAUGAAAAACCUGUUCCCAGCGCUGUUAAAGGACAAGUGCCACAGUACAUCGAAGACAGAAAGGAGCAGUGGAAGAGAGAAGCCGAGGAGCGAAAGAGAAAUGCCCCCGAUCCGUCUGCUCCGGCCGGACACACACUGAUGCCCGAGAGCGAGAGACUGGACACUCUCAAAUCCCUCAAAGAAAGUCACCGGCUGCUGGUGUUAGAGCUGCUCUCGCUCCCGCUCAAAGCCGACGGCCUCAGCGUUCAGACUCGGAAGGCUCAUCUCGACUGCAGACUCUCUGAACUCGAGGAGGCCAUCAAAAUAUUCUCCAGGGACAAAGUCUAUGUGAAGAACAAUUCGUAA